ACAAUGAAACUAGUUGCAUAUGAAUGUACUUCGCUCAGCUGUUUUCCACUUGGUCUUUCACGGUUAGUAGUUUUUGUAGUGAAACAGAAUAUUUUAGAAUUCAGAUUGAAUGAAGAAAGAAUUCUCGUUUUAAUCAACUAGAGCUUCUGAAAAUGUGUUUUUAUACUAACUGAGUGUUAAUUAAUAUACAUUAUUUCUGAAGAUAUUUGUACAUACUGGCUCAUAUAAUGGGUAAAAGUUAUUGAAAACUAUUUCAAGAUAUAGAUUUCAAAAAUCCAUGGGAAGAUUUUAUUUUCGACCAGACAGUCGAUAAUAUUAGUCAGUUUGUGUAAUAAUUAUAUGCUUGAUUUGUAGAUGAAUCCUCUGACUGUUUUAACAAUAUAAAGCUUAGCAACUUUCCUUUUCUCAAAAGUCAGUUUUCCUCCAUUGACUAUCUCAUAAAGUGUGAAUUAUGCAAUGUUAUGCUUCUUCCGGAGAGCAUUUCUUUGCAUUAUGACGACCGGCACUCAGAGCCCCCAAAGUCUGUCGGUUCUGCUGUCUUGCCAUACGAAGCUGUUUCUUGGUGUGAAUGUCAGGCUGAAAUUGAUUCCAAAAAGGAUCGGACUUCCAAACGUACUAAGGUCGCGCCUCUCAAGCGUUCUAAACGCAACACACCUAACCCCUCAGAUGCCUCACCUUAUUCAGUUAAAAUGGAUAUAUCGAAAACAGUUAUUACAAGUCGAGAAGUAGAAAAGACCAGUCAUGAGGAACUUAGAGAACCAGUUUUGUUGAAAUUAGCAAAGUCAGAUGGAAGAAUAUCUCAAAGUGAGGAAGUGUCCAAAAAGCCUUUAAGGACACCUGCAGAAAGUAAACUCAAUGAGCGAUCUGUGUGGUCGGUUGUUUGUCCAAGAGAGCAUUCUGCUGGUAAUUUUUAUGAACUCACCUCCAAAGGUCAGGUUGAGGAAAGUCGACACCUGGGGAAAGAUAUGUUUGAGUGCCGAUCAAGUUUUAAUCAUUCUAAUGAUUCUGGCAUCGGAUCUCAAGCACAUUCAGUUUUUCGCUGUUCAUCAUAUCCCCCGACACCUUCAUUGUCUCCACAUCUUCCAAGUUCUAGUCCAUCAAAUGUUUCUGAUGACACGACAUUUGGUUUUAACCAGUUCCGGCCUGAAGUUGCAAACCGACCUGUUUCACGCUCAUCCCACUCUAGUUCUAGCAGUGGAAUCGGUAUUUCUGAUCAGCACAAUACUGAUUCUAGCAUUACUAUUCCAACAACAAUUUUCAAUGUAAAUAGUACAAAAGCAGUCACUUCACUUCCUUUAUCAGACAUAAAGUCAACUGCCAAAUGCAAAGUUAAGUGCAAGCUCUCGACGGUUUGCCUUCGGAACAACGUCCCUCUAUGUUCCACUUCCUCUCAACCGGUGAUCUCGGGUGAGGCAUUGACUAAAGUGCAUUCCAGUAGGGAAGUAGAGUCAACUGUAUAUCAUCUAAAAAACAAUCGUCAAGAAUUCGAUGGUAAAUUAAUUAGUAGUGAGUUGAGGCGGAAUGGUUUCCAUAGCUGGAUUACUGGUGAACGACCAACGUCAUCAGAUGCCACACACAAAACCGAUAAUGUUAGACGUUUACUGGCAUUUCAGCGGCUAUCAACCCCAAGAAAUCAAACAAUUCUAUUGCAACAAGCCCCUAGGCAGAUAAAGAGUGUGCAUUUAGCACCUUCGUUCAUCUCACAAUAUUAUCAAACAGAAAACUUGGAAGGAAAUGAAGCUUCUACUUCGAAUGACACUAAUCGAUUUGUCCAACCAAAUAUUUUAAUACAACCAGAAAAGUCCUCAAAACUAGACGUGGUGAAUGAUAGUUCAUCUCGAAUUAACUGGCCUCCAGAAUCUAUAAUUUCUGGUCCCUCUAGCCAUAUGGCUAGGAGUACUGGCGAAUUGCAAGAAUUCUUGGAAGAGCUAGAGGAUACAUUUGAUCCUCUUACUCAGUGUGGCUGCUUGGAAAUGGAUGAUAUCAGGUGUAGAAAUUCUAUUUUAUGUACGGUACAUACAAUUGAGGAGAAACGUAGGGUCCCACGCCAACAUGAUUUACGUUAUCUUAUGCGAGAAGCAAGGAAAAAACAACAAAUCUUAAGACAAGUACCAAACACUCCCUGUCAACAAUUUCCAUGGACUGUACAAACCUCUGGUUCGCCUAAUGCAGUAAUUGACCUCACUGAUGAUGUUAGUAGUAAUGAAAGUUUCUGUGAAACUCCAGGAGUGUUAACUUAUCAAACACCUCGAGUUCCAAAUCAUUCACAGCUAUUGCAUCAUAAUACAACGCUUUCUGCAUAUGAUACACAAGGUCGAUGUCAAAUAUAUCCCAACUCACUUAACUCAAAUGGUCCUAUAGAUUUGAGAUAUGUAUCAAACAAACUGACGGCUAGAUUACAUCAACGAAAUAAAACAGUUGUCAUCGCCCAGCCAUGUGCUAUUGAUAUCAGACCACAAACAGAAUCUUUUUUGUCUUACUCACCUCAAAUCGCAUCUAUCAACUCCACUCUUGAUAUGCAUCACUUUCAAUUUAAUCCAAUGGGAUCAGGAACAACACAAACGGGAGAAUAUUUUAGUGAAUCCAACACACCCAAUAUAGUUAUGUAUCCUAAUCGUAAACAAACAUCUGGUUAUUCAUCAACCUCUUAUUCGAAUGCCAGAUUGAUAAAUGAACCUCAGUAUGCUGCUCAAAGUCAUUGUCUGUCUACCUGUCAACCUGCACAACCUUGGGCUAAUCGACUGAGCCGUUAUCCCAUUGAAGGUUCUGCCGAUACAACCAUCAAUUUGGAUAAUCUUAUCACUUGUAAAGAUUUAUGCUCAGAAGAACAUUUUGAUGAUCCUUCCCAUGAAAUAAAUUUACCUCGAAAAGUACAUGUUCCGUUUGUUGAAGAAACACCCCCUAAUUUUGGUCCUAUUACUACUUCUACAACAACAACAACUACUACUACUCUGUUCCCACACUUGUCAUUAAACACUCGCAAAUUACAAGAAAGUCAGAGUCGAGUUGUUGUCAAUGAUAUGCGUGAAAAAUCCAUUACUGGAAGAAGUAGGAAAACAGCUCGAACAUCAUUUCGAUCUUCAGGUUCUACUAAUGUUCAAGGUCCUACUCUCACUAGUUUGUUACAUCUACGUUAUCAACACCAACAGCCGAAUCAACAACAAGGUCAAUUUCAGUCGAUCUCUGGACUUUUAGGCGGAGGUAAAGUUAAUCCUAGUGAACAUGUAUCAUCAAGACCCACGGUUAUUAGUAAAACUAAGCCAGUGACUUCUGCAACAGAUGUUUUCAAUUGUAAAAUAUCAUCGUCAUCAUCUACGGUUUUUGAAUCACAAGAGAAAGCGGAUAUUUUGAAUUCUGUAAAUCCUCAACUAGUCUAUUCCCCAUCUUUGAUAACACCAAACAUACCAUGCACGUAUGUUGGCUUGUCGUCGAAUUACCCAACUUCAUCAACUACUUUCAGCUCAAGACUUCCUAAUCAGGUGUUAGAUUAUUGUGUUGAUAACUCGUUAGAUACAUUUUAUGUCCCUAAUUCUUUACAGACUUGUCCAAAUACAGUACCCUCAUCCAUUUCACCAUAUUCUUUACAUUCCAAUUCUAGACUUAAUAAUUAUGUUAUACAACGUAAUGUACAAUUAAACCAACCACAGGCUAGAACUUUGUUUGCAAAUUCAAUUAGUUCUCAAACGAAUGAAACUAGUCCCAAUUUAAUACUAUCUUCUUCCUCAUCCUCUUCUCUGUCAACGGCUACUUUAUCGAGUAAUCGUUAUUUUGUCAUUCGACCAAGUGCAAUCGCACAAACACCUAAUUUAGUGGUUUGUGCUAAACGCAGGGAUACUUAUUCCACAUCUAAUAUAAAUAGAUCUUCUGAAGAUGUAUGAUAUUAUUAUUCCUAUUUAUUAAUUUGCCGUUUUUGUAUUUUCUCAAAGUAUUUCCCUUCAGUAUUCCAUGUAUUCCUCUUUACUCAAAGUUUUCUUUAUAUUCACCCUCUCUCUUGUUCUUCUCUCUUGACAUUACAAAAGCAAGUCUUUUGUUGGUAUGUAGUUAAAAUUCAUUUUUCCCGUAAUUUUGCUUUUUCUUGUGUAAGUUAUGUUCAGCAAAGAUACUACAUUUACUGAUAUUACUGUCGACACUAAUAAAACUAUUAUUAGUAUUAGUAACAACUUUCAGUUAAUCAUAUCAUUAUCAAAUCAUGUUUUUUUCUUAGUGAAUUAAUUUUGUACAAACAGAAAAAACUUUUAGUUGUUUUCUCUCCUGUUCUGUUUUUUCUUUUUUCAUGCGAACGACCAAUCAGUAAAUAAGCUGACUAAUAUAACGCUUUUUACUGGGAAGAGAUAAAGAGUUUGCUGACUAAGGUAUGAAUGAAUAAUCCAUUGUCCAGCGAUCUCCACUUUUCUCUUUGUCCUUCAUUUUGACUUCUCUCAAAUGUCUUUUUGGGAUAAUAUUUCAUGUAAAGACCAUUUUGUAUUCAAUCUGAAGUCGAAGUCGUGUUCAUGAAGAUGUCCAGUGUGUUAUUUAUGUUGUGUUUAAAUGUGAUGUACAAAUAGAUGGUAUACUUGUUAUGGUGGAUUAUUCCAAUAACCAUGGUUGUCGCACAAAUUGUUUACGAAACUAAUUCUCACUGAAGUAUAUUUGAUCACUAUACGG
Messenger RNA from Schistosoma intercalatum, 4644 nucleotides. The record is from the annotation of a GenBank genome assembly. NCBI's taxonomy places the organism in Eukaryota, Metazoa, Platyhelminthes, Trematoda, Strigeidida, Schistosomatidae.